This is a messenger RNA of Scedosporium apiospermum, 5568 nucleotides long. RefSeq names its product Ankyrin repeat protein. The record is from RefSeq and is a predicted model, not a curated record. The transcript has 7 exons. The coding region runs from base 1 to 5568 and encodes 1855 amino acids. Gene Ontology annotation, molecular function: protein binding. NCBI's taxonomy places the organism in Eukaryota, Fungi, Ascomycota, Sordariomycetes, Microascales, Microascaceae.
AUGGCUAUCGAGCUCGAUCAGACCCCAGCUCCCCACACGGAGCUGGUCAAUUACAUCGCCGACCAUCCUGAAAAGCCAAUGGUCGAGAUCAUGGCCCCCUACCGCAAGUACGAGUCUCAGCUUCGUACCAUUUUCGCCCAGGACCGUCAGGACCCGCGCCUGAACGACCCGUAUAUCAACGUCCUUCCGCUCUUCACGGAGAACACUAAGCGCAUCACCACCCGUGCUAGAGAUCUCGCCUCCGAGUCCCAGGAGGAGAAGGACAAGUACAUCAUGGCCCUUCCCGAGGACAAGCGCCGAGCCCACGGCUCUCCCGCUACCGUUUCCUCAUUGAAGGAGUUCCAAAAGAACUUUGGUAUCUUCUCGGAAAACUCCCUCGCCGACUUAGAUUGGAGCAACGUCGUUGCCGCGGGCUCUUCCGUCGUCAAUUGUCUCCUCCCCGUGCCUGCUGAGUUCAACACGAGCAAGAGAAAGCUCCGUGAAUAUUACCACGAGAAGUUUUGCCCUGCGUCCGAUGUCGAUCUCUUCUUGUAUGGCCUCAAUGAGGAGCAGGCGAUCGAGAAGAUCAAGCAGAUUGAACAGGCCGUCCGUGAUGCCAUUCUCACCGAAGUCACCGUUGUUCGUACCAAAUACGCCAUUACAAUUGCGUCUCAAUACCCAACUCGCCAUGUUCAGGUUGUCUUGCGUUCAUACAAAUCGAUCAGUGAAAUCUUGACUGGUUUCGAUAUUGAUGCUGCGGGCGGUGCUUAUGAUGGAAACCAAGUCUAUGUUACACCCCGAGCACUUGGAAGUUUCAUUACCCAAAUCAAUCAGAUCGAUCUGUCCCGACGAAGCCCUUCUUACGAGAAUCGUCUGUCCAAGUACUCCCACCGCAACUUCGAGGUGUACUGGCCUGAUCUCGAUCGCUCCAAAAUUGACCCUACCAUCUUUGAGCGAAGCUUCCAGCGGACUUUGGGUUUGGCUCGCCUCUUGGUUCUCGAGCGCCUACCUACCUCGAGUGCUCGCGAGACCUAUUUGAACAAGCGCCGCCGAGAACGCGGUCGACCCACCGUGUACUUCUCGCGUGCUCGUCUUCGAGGCAAUAUCAAGGACAAUUAUGAAGAUGAGGUCGCCGAUUGGGUUGAUGAAUCCGAAGUUUCCAACUAUCACACAUUUACCGUCCCUUACGGAGAGAAGUUCCAUGCCAAGAAGAUCGAGAAGCUGUGUUAUACUCGCGAUCUACUUCUGAACGCCGAAUGGAAUCAGCAUAAGAAGCGCGAGGUGUAUCUUCACCGUCAUCCCGCCUUCUUUGGCCGAGUCGAGGAUGUUAUUGAAGAUUGCUGCGGCACGUGCCCGAAGCCUGUCACCCCUGAAGAGAUCGAGGUUGCCAAGAAGGAAGCCGAGAUAUACAUUUCCGGCAAGGUCAAGCUUUUGAUCGAUGACCCUGGCCGCCAGCAAAUCGGCUCCUUUAACCCCUUGACUGCGGAUGACUGGACUGACAUGGCCUAUGUCGGAAACACCGCACGUCUUUGCCAAUCGAUCGUGGACUCUGACGUCGACGAGGUGUUGGCUUGGCUCUCCCAGCCUGGUGCUGAUGUUAACCGCCGCGAUUACACCGGAAGGACUCCUCUUCAUCUCGCCGUCGUAAGCUCGACUCCAGAUGUGGUCAAGUGUCUUAUUGACCACGGCGCGAGACUCACCGCUCGCCUGGCUGACGGGAAGACUGCCCUUCAUCUUGCCGCAGAACGGGGCAUUCCUGAAAUGAUUAAGUUGCUGAUGGAGAAGAGCAUCGAGAAUGAGGAGGCCGAAGAGGAAAAGCAAGAUGCCAAGCGUCAGGCCUUACGUGAGAGCCAGGAAGAAAAGAAACCUGCGAAGGCUGCAUCCAAGUCGGAGGAAAGCGAGGAGUCGGAGUCUGAGGAAGAUGAGGAUGAGGAUAUGGACAUGCUUGAGGACGCAGCCUCUGACGACGAUGGUGCACACUCAUUCGCUACAGGCUCAUUUGUGAAGGUCAAGAGCGAUGCCGAAGUGGACCGCAUCAAGCAACUGGAGGAAAACAACAACGACGAGCCCGACUUCUAUAAGAUUGAUGUCCUGGCAUGGGAUUCGCCAUGUUCGCCUCUUCACCUCGCUAUUGCGAGUGGCCAUGAGGAAGUGGUCAAGACUCUUUGCGACUAUGGUGGUGACGCACUACUUCCGAUCAAAUUCCUCAACUCUGAGAGGGAGCCUGUCGCUGCGAUUCUCACGUUGACUCUUGCCCUAUCUCUUCCCUUGGAGAAGGCCAAAUCUAUGGCCAGGCUCCUUCUCAGCCUCGGGGCAACGUCUUCCCAGGCCGAUCUUAAUGGAUGCACUGCUUUCCAUCGAUAUGUGGAAUCGGGCAAGAAGGGGAUGAUCGACACGCUCUGGGAGGAAGAUAGGACCGGUGUCAAGACCGCCAUCAACCAUCUAGUCGUUGGGUCCAGUUACUGGAAUCCAAGCGCCAUUAGCCCCCUUCAUCUUGCCAUCGUCAAUGGGGAUUCCACCUUCGUUCUGAAGCUCCUCGAGGCAGGAGCGAACCCACAGGUUGACUUCGAGACUUGGCUCAAGGCGGCGAAAUUCUCUCCCAACCUAGAAAAGCGACUGGGCAACUUCGAGAACAACAUGGGCAUGUUCGAACAGGGCACCACACAACCUCUCAUUGCGGCUCUCCAAAACUGCACAGAUCCGGAGACUGCAAUUCACCUGCUGGAGAAAGGCGCCGACCCUAAUGCCGUUCCUACUUCUACCCGUAAUAUUAUCAAGAAUGAGUGGAAUCGCCGCUACACUAAGGGCGAGUCGGCUCUCGAUAUCGUCCAGGGCUAUAUCAAGUCUCUCCGCGAAUACAAGCCCCCCAGUCUCAACCACAAGGAGCCCACUCCGAUCCCCGGCAUCGACGAGUAUCUUGACAACUUCAUGGAUGGCUCUUAUCAGCAUUGGGUGGUCUCCCGUGCUAUUCGCAGUGCCAAGAAGACUCAGAAGGGGGCACUUGAGUGGUACCAAAAGGACACGUGCAAACUGAAUACGGCAAAGCUAGAACUUAUCGAGAAGCAGACAGAAGUGGUCAAGGAGGCGCUAGCAGGAUAUGAAAGACUUGAAAAGGUUCUCCUUGAGAAGGGUGCCAAGUCUUUCAAGGACUUGUAUCCCGAUAUUGUUGCGCAACACCCUGGCCUCUAUGUCCCCCCUGAACAACCGGCGGUGACGGCCGAAAAGCAGGAAGCCAAACCUUUCAAAUAUGAAUUCAAGUUCACCAAUGUCACUGACGUCACUGAGGCUAGGAAGGCGGCUUAUAUUCAAUUGUUCGAGGCCGCUUGGAGUGGCAAUCUGGAAAAGAUCAAGUCACUUACACUGCAAUCCUGGGAUGAGGAGCAGACCGAGCCUCCGCUGAAGAUUUCUGUCAACGAUGCUGAUAUGAAUUCUCCCUUCUCCCUUGCCUUCAUGCUCGGCCAUUAUGAUGUGGCCUGGGGUAUUGCCGAAGUUGCCCAUGCACAAUACUCUCCUCCCGAAGAAGAGGCGCGUUUGUAUGAGAUGAAGCGUGAUGAUGAGGAUGACGAAUGCUACAGCGACGACGACUCGGAUGCCUACAGCGACCAGAGCAACGACGAACCCAAGAUUGUCUCCAAGACUGUGGACAAGAAGUUCACCAUUGAAAACAUUGGCCAAAUUUCCAUGAAAGUCAAAUCUCGGACUAAAGCCUCGGAGAUGAUCAAUUGGUCUGUAAAUACUUUCACACUCAAGGACGGUGAGCCAGAUCCGGAGUCGUUCAAUCGCCAGCCUAUUUGGGACUUCCUCAUGGAGAAGCAGGUGGAGGAUGGUGUUUUCAAGCGUUUCCUCGACCUUUGCAUUCAUUUCGGAAGAAAGAAGUUCGAUAACAAGUUGGGAAGUGACGAGCCCAGCUUUACUUUCCCUGAGGACACCUUCCGCAAGCUUGUUGAGAAGGGUAGGGUCAAGGUUCUUGCUGAGGUCAUUAAGCGGACUGGAGCAGGAAUCCCCCUGGACCACCUGGUCAAGAAGACUGGUGUGGAAGUGAAGGAAAAGCCUAGGUUUUACCAAGGACUGACCGUCUAUGGCAAGAAGAGGAAGGAUUGGGCCAAUGCUGGACGGAACAUGUAUGUCAAGUCUAGUGGGCUGAGGACGCCACCGCUUCUCCACGCCGCCCUUGGCGGAAAUUUGGAGUCUGUAGAGUGGUUCUUAACGGACACGCCCCUACGCCUGUACACCGAAUUCAGCCAGUCCAAGGCCGCCCAGGAAGAUGGGCGUUUCAAACAUCUCACGACGACGACCGGCGGCUUUGAGAACCUAGUGUCGAAGUGGCUUGGAAACGAGAGUAAGGAUCGCCUCAUUUCCCGCACAUCCUCAGGGCAGGGCAUUCAGAUACUAAUCAGGCGUUCAGAUGACCUUGUUCUCCAUUGCGCUAUGCUAUCUACCGAGACGGAGGACGCGUUGAAGAUGGUGAAGUAUCUCAUCAAGGGCUGCCCGUCAGCCUUAGAGGCAAGAGAUGCCUACAGGAACACCCCGUUGCUCACCGCAGCGCUCUUCGGUCGCGUCAAGUACUGCAAGCUGUUGAUCGAAGGCGGCGCGGACCAGUCGGUGAGGAACAAGUUCGGCCAGAACGUAAUCCACUGUGCCCUCAGGAGGGGCCCCAAGGCAGACCAACUCAAGCCGUUCUUGGAAUUGCUUGAUCAGGAGCUCGCCGCGCAUCUGUUGAAGCAACGCUGUCUCUUGGAGUCUGGUGGGCUUACCCCACUUCACGGGUAUAUUGAUGAGCUCACCCAAGAAGGUUACCGAUGGGACAGUAGCCCGUCCCCCAGGAAUCACAAGGCAAAAGAAGCAGCCGAUGUGAUUCAGCUUCUCCUCAAGUAUAGCAAGGGUGUGGAACUCGAGUUGUUGAACGCUGCCGGCGAUUCGUGCCUCCACACGGCUGUCAUGAGAUCUUAUUCGUGGCUCACCAAACUACUCCUCGAUGCUCGACCGAAACUACUGUACAGGGAGAAUGCAGUUGGGCGAACCCCGGCUGAGGUGGCGCGCGACAAAAUCAUGGCCCAGAGAUUCGCCCAGCCCGACGCGUUGUCGAUCCCGACCAGCAAUCGCAAUGACAAGUGGGUGAUCAACACGAUCACAACAAAGGUCUCGGCCGAGAAGAGAGGAAAAGGAAAGAAUCAGGAGCCUAAUAAAGACAAGGUCUGGGAGAUCUGUUCAGCUGUCGCCAAGAGAUACCCCGACAAGCGCAGGCUCGUGAGCCUUAACGAGGCAAGCGAUGUUGCCAAGCGCCUCGGGGAGGAGCACACCUCGUCGAGGUACUUUACUGUUCAGCCCAAGGCUGAUGACUCGGACGACGAAGGCGCAGCGGAGAAGAAGAAGGAUGAUGAUACAGACUUUGUGAUCAACGAGGGCAAGGGCCGUGCCAGCUCAUCGUGGACACCUCCGGAGGGCUUCAAGUCGGCCCUAGACAAGAGGAAGGAGAACAAUGAGCCGGUCUGCAAGGGUUGCGGGCAGUAUCACGAGCUGAUUGACGCCUCUGACUCGAGCAGCUCAAGUGAGGAGGACGGUGAUUCAGAUGAGUACACGGAUUACUGA